AUGAAUCGGCUCAGCGUUCUUAUUCUCCUGCUUGGCGCCUUCGCCUCCCUGGCGGUCGCAGCGUCGGCGCCGACGUUCUGCAAAUGCACCUGCUUCACCAACAGCACAAUCAUAGAGAUCAAGCCCAAGUCCUCAACAGGCGGAUCAUCCUCGAGCCCCCCGCACCAGCCCCCCUCCGAAGGCACCACGGACCCAGACUCCCUAGGCAUGAUGGCGGCGGUCAGCGACGACAUGGAGAUGGAGGCGGCAGCGGCAGCAGCAAAUGGGAAGAGGGGCCUGCCGAACCGGCGCGCACAGGGCAGCAACUCGUCGCCGUCGUGCAGCCAGUGCAACCGCAGCUUCUGCCUGUCGCAGUCGCUGCCGAUCUGCAAGGGCGCGGCCGACAAGGACGUCGUCACCAUGUGCUUCCAGCGCGACAGCCGCAAGGACCAGGUCAUCGUUUGGGGGUUCAUCCUCGGCACCGCGGGCCUGCUGGGCUGGGCUGCCGUGCAGAAGGCCGUCGACCUGCGGCAGACGGGCGGCCUUGGCGGGAUUCCCGGGAUUGGAGGAGGGAGUGGUGGUGGUUCUGGUGCUCCUGCUGGCCCGCCUAGGGGGAGGAGGGUUGGUGGUGUGUUGCCUAUUUCUCGGGGUGCUGUGGGCUCUACUGGGACGGAUGGCGGGAGGGGCGCGUAUGCGGCUGUUGCUGGUCAUAGUCGAGAGAGCAGUCUCCAGACGACUUAG
Diaporthe amygdali is the source of this 720-nucleotide messenger RNA. RefSeq lists its product as uncharacterized. Bases 1 to 720 code for a protein of 239 amino acids. The transcript has 2 exons. The record is from RefSeq and is a predicted model, not a curated record. Lineage: Eukaryota; Fungi; Ascomycota; Sordariomycetes; Diaporthales; Diaporthaceae.